GCGGAAGUGGCGUGAGCUGGGAGGUGGUGGCGGGCGACGCUCCGUGGUUUGCUCGGCGCAGACUGACGAUGCGAGACGCCGUUCUGCUGUAGCUGCUGGGGGAACUCGAGGAGCGGUGGAAGAUGAGUCGGCGCGGCAGGGCGAGGCGUGGCUGGAGGGGUCAGGACAACGGGUUCGAGGAAUGGGGGGGCUACAUGGCAUCCAAACUGCAGAAACUGGAGAAGCAGUUGAACUCGGACACUACAGCUGCGGGAGCAGACGAUCAGCCGGCGAUCUUUCAGGGGAUCGCCAUCCACGUCAACGGCUUCACCGACCCGCCGGCGAGCGAGCUGCGGCGGCUGGUGCUGCAGCGCGGCGGGCACUUCCACACGUACUACUCGCGCUGGAGCACCACGCACAUCGUCGCCACCAACCUCCCCGACAACAAGGUGCGCGGCCUGCAACCCGACCAGAAGGUGGUGCAGCCCCAGUGGAUCACCGACAGCAUCGCCGCGGGGAGGCUCCUGUCGCACGUGCCGUACCUGCUCCACUCGGGCCGCUCGCGGUUCCAGCGCUGCCUCAACUUCACGGCCAUCAGGCCGGCCGAGUCAGGCCACCACGACGACAGUGGCAACAGCGGCGACAGCGGCGGCGGAGUUCACCCUCGCGACAACAGCGCGAGCACCAGCACUGACGAUAUCCCCAGGAGAGUCCCAUCACCAGAGCUGGAGGAGCCGUGCCCAGACCCGGAGACCGGCUCCCAGCCCUGCGGCACCAACCAAGUCCAGCGUCGCCACGAGGGUUCAGCAGCUCAGCGGGAGGAGACCGGCGCCGCUGAGAGAGAGCCCGGCACGGGGGACACGGAGGGACCGGGCGACUUCGCCGAAACAUCGCUCGCGGAAUUCGCGACGGCGCUGUGGACCGACGACGACGACGGCACAAACGAGAUGGGCAGCGGUGACAGCAGCGCCAGUGUAGGCCCUGGCGCGUGGGACGACGUGACGGACCCCUCCUACCGCCCGAGGCAGUCCACCUCCGCCGUUACCAGCAGUGCGAGUACCAGCGCCGAACGUGCGCCCAGGAGAGUCCGUUCACCGGACGCGAGCGCCGGCGUGGGUACCGGCGAGCGGGGCGGCCUAGCGGAAACUUCCGACUCACCAGCGCCGUCCACAUCCGGCGGCGACGCCGGCGGCGGCGGUGUCGCCAAGGCGCCGUCGUCGCUGCGGUCGAUGCGCGCGACCAACGACUCGGGCUUCAUCGCCGAGUACUACUCGCACUCGCGGCUGCACCACAUCGCCACGUGGAGGUCGGAGCUGGCGGCCAUGGUGGCCGAGAUGCACCGCACGAGCGACGGGUUGUCCUUCCCCGGCAGGGAGCGCCUGCGGGCACAGACGACGGAGAAGGGAGCGACGCCGGCUGCGGCCACCGCAGCGCCAGGUGGAAGCUCACCCGUGAUCAUGCACGUGGACAUGGACUGCUUCUUCGUGUCCGUGGGAAUCCGCGACCGCCCGGACCUCAAAGGGAAACCCGUGGCGGUGACGCACACACAGGGUAGGGGACCCCAGCGGCCUCGCCCGGGCGCCGACCCGCACUACGAAAUGCAGUACUACGAACGCAAGCUCCGCGCAGCCGGUGGAGCGAAGGCUGGCGGUGAGGAUAGGGGGAAGACUGACGGCAGAGGAGAAGGAGGAGGGGGAGGUGGGAGCCGAGUGGCGUCCGACACGGCCGCCAUGUCCAUGGCGGAGAUUGCAUCCUGCAGCUACGAGGCCCGGCGCACCGGCGUGAAGAACGGCAUGUUUUUUGGCCGAGCCAAGCUGCUGUGCCCCGACCUGCAGACGGUUCCCUACGACUUUGACGGCUACCGCGAGGUGGCACAGGCGCUGUACGAGACCCUCGCCAGCUUCACGAACGAGGUGGAGGCACUGAGCUGCGACGAGGCCAUGCUGGACGUCACGGCCGUGCUGGCCGACACUGGCGCCGGCCCCGAGGAGCUGGCGAGCGCCAUCCGCGCCGAGGUGUUCGCCCGCACGCGCUGUUGCGCCUCCGUGGGCAUGGGGUCCAACAUGCUGCUGGCUCGGCUGGCCACGCGCAAGGCCAAGCCUGACGGGCAGUUUCACCUUCGGCCGGAGGUCGUGGAGGAGUUCAUGAGGUCCCAGCCCGUGAGCUGCCUGCCAGGCGUGGGGCGUUCGCUGGAGCAGCGGCUGGCGUCGCUGGGCGCGAGGACGUGCGGGGAGCUGCAGGCGCUGCCCCUCUCCGCCCUGCAGCGGGAGCUGGGCCUCCGCACCGGCCUCUCGCUGCACCGCGCCUGUCGCGGGCAGGAUGGCCGCGUCCUGCAGCCGCAGCGCGAGAGGAAGUCCGUCUCCGCCGAGAUCAACUACGGCAUCCGAUUCCAGCAGCCGGAGGAUGCGGAGGCGUUCCUGCAGCAGCUCUCGGAGGAGCUGCAGCGCCGGCUGCGCGCGGCGGCGGUGCGGGGGAGGAGGCUCACGCUGAAGGUGAUGGUGCGCAAGGCAGGCGCGCCCGUGGAGACCGCCAAGUUCGGCGGGCACGGCGUCUGCGACAACGCGUCCAGGAGCAUCGCGCUGGAGCAAGCGACGGACAGCGCCGCGGUCGUGGCGAGGGAGGCGAUCUCACUGUACAGGCAGCUGAGAGUCAACGCGGCCGACAUGAGAGGGGUGGGGCUGCAGAUGCACAACCUAGUGCCGACCGGCGGCGGCGGCGGUCGCGAGUCCGGGGGCGCCCUGGGCGGUGGCCGUUCUGUCGGAGGGGCGGCGGACGGACGGCCGGGCCGCUCGGUCCUCGAGCUUCUGCACGCGCGGGUCGCUAAACGCGAUGACGAAACGAGGGACGCGAGGGACGCUGUGUCGCCUGGGGCGGUGAGCUCCACGCCGGCGGCAGGACGAGACGCACCGGGUCCUUGCGGCUCACGGCCGGCAGGCGCCUCACAGACGCCACCACGGUCCGUGGGGCUCGACAUCAGCAUCGAAAUCCCGUCCCCGUCACAGAUCGACCCCAGCGUCCUGGCGGAGCUCCCUCGCGAGCUGCGGGCCCAGAUCGAGAGGGGCGUCGAGGUCAAGGGGCGGCAGCGGCAGGAGGGCCCACGGGAGGCGGGCGGCGAGCAGCCGCCGCGGGCCUCCACGUCGGCGGGGCCGCGGGCCACCGCCGCGGAGAAGGCCACGGCGGCGGGCUGCUCUUCCCGAGAGAGCGCGACGGAAGCUCUCCCGGAGCGGAGUUCAGGUGGCGCCGCGGGGACGAGUGAGCAGAGCCGGAGGGGUCGAGGACACACGGACAGCGCUACCAUCACGGCUCUGCCGGCCUUCUCACAAGUCGACCCAACAGUGUUUGCGGCCUUGCCCGAGGAACUGCAGCAGGAGCUGAGAGACGCCUUUGCCCAACAGGGCCGGCGCACAGCAGGAAACUCAGGCCCUGGUGCCACCGCAGGCCCCAGUGAAAAGAGAGCCGUGCAGCCGGGCGCUGGCAGGGGAGGAGGCAGAGGUCGCCGAGGACGACCCGGCAAGCAGCCGGAUGGCAGCGUGGCGAGGAGAGGAGGCCGCGGCAGCCCGGGCAAGAGAGGCCGAGGCAGCCCGGGCAAGUGGCCGGUAUCUGUCCACCUGGAUACCGGUUUGAAGACCGGCUCUCUGGAGCCUGAAGCGGCGGCCAGAACCGCGGAAGAGAAAGCGCUCGAAGUAACCGGCGAGCAGCCUGGAGCCCAGGGCGUUCACGUGAAGCCACGGGGAGAUGCGUCCCUCGCAGGGCCCCUUGUGGGACCCCCGCGAGCCAGCCUGGCCGGCUCCACAGAGCUGCACGAAGUCAAGGCCUUGCUCAGGGACUGGGUGCACAGCUCUGAAGCCCCGCCGGAGCAGGAAGAUGCUGUGCAAGUUACAAACUACCUCCAGCAGCUGCUGCUGCACCAGCGCGACCUGGAGUCGCUCUACCUCGUCGUCCGCUACAUCAAACGGCUCACGGAAGGUGCCCGCGAUGCCGCGUGGCACACCACGUUCGAGUUCAUCCUCGACAGCGUCCAGGCCUUGCUGAAGCGCACGUAUGGCAGCACUCUCAAGCUCUGAUGCACGACACUUUGCCGGCCGUGUGUGUGAAGCGGCACUAUGGGCAACGUGAGCUACCUCCAAAUAAACACAAAACACCACUCAACACCGACUCAAUUCUAAGCGUAACACAUUACGCACGACACGGCUAACAAUGGCUCACCAAGAAUCUUAACCAUGUUUCAGGUCUAGCAAGUAAAUAAAUAACAAUUUGAAGCCCUCUGUUAAUAUUUUAAAUGUAUCUGGCUGCCAACGGAGCAUUGCGCAGGCUCUUGGUGGUGUACACGAGGUUACUGCAGUGCUGCAAUGACUUUGAGCGACGAGAACUUGCUAGGUUCGCAUCGAGAGGCGGUGGCUGGUGAAGGCCUUCAUCCAACCGUGGAUAGACCAUGGCUAACGAUGGUAUUCACUUUGGCUUUGUUUAGAGAGUACGCAUUAAAUGUACAACUCAUUAUUGAUCCACUCCUUUAUGACACAGGCCGCUUGUUGCAAGAGUGAUGUAUAGACACAUUAUCCAAUACAUUUAGUUGAUGGUAAUUGCUAAUAUAAAUUCUAAUUAUGUUCUAGAAGGGCCAAAAGGCUAACAUUUGGUACAAAUGUAAUCAAGACUAAGCGCUUAAUUUUAAACUAGAAUUUUUUUAUUAAAAACCAGGGUCGAAUUAAAGGUUUUCAAUUGAAUCCCAGUAUUAAGCACUUUAACCUUUUUCACUGAUGGAAGUUUUUUCAGCUCUUGUCUGGAGUGUCACGUUAAAGCCAAUAAAAAGUGGACAGAGCUCUGUGCAGGCGUACAAGUACACACACUAUCUAUAAAUGAAUGAGAAUAUCGGUGUGCUAUGUUGCUGAAUAAUUAAAGUGCCUGCAACGGUGUAUUUUCCACAGUAUUACCACCACAAAUGGACAUUCAGCACUUUCAUUGUUUGCAACAUCUGUGUUGUUUUUUUUUGCACUGCCAUAGAAUUAAAAUAUUUUUGUACUGAA
This is a messenger RNA of Lethenteron reissneri (Far Eastern brook lamprey), 5000 nucleotides long. RefSeq names its product REV1 DNA directed polymerase (gene REV1). Lineage: Eukaryota; Metazoa; Chordata; Hyperoartia; Petromyzontiformes; Petromyzontidae. Gene Ontology annotation, cellular component: nucleus. The record is from RefSeq and is a predicted model, not a curated record. Gene Ontology annotation, biological process: error-prone translesion synthesis; error-free translesion synthesis. Gene Ontology annotation, molecular function: deoxycytidyl transferase activity; damaged DNA binding; DNA-directed DNA polymerase activity.